UUCUCGUUGGCGCAACUUGACAGUUGAUGUUUUCGUUGUCAAAAGAUGGAUGCGAGUAAGAUAAUCGAUUCUUUUGUCUGCUUUUGCAUCAUAAGAUGUAACACCAGCCUCUGUGAACAUUAAAGGAGAACUUUACCUUGCAUGAAAAACCGCUAAGUGACAUUUAGUGCUUUGUUUUUCCCGAGUAAAGGAAGGUUAAGCCCGUCUUAGCCCACCUACGGACCUCCUUUUGUCUCCGUGUUGUUUUUAUCAACAUGGACAUGUACGGAUACAGCGGGGUCUUCUUGGUGAAAAGAUUCCUGGCUGAUGGCGUUUCUGAAGUCACAAACAUGUCUGAUAUCAACAAUGCGAAUCCCCACGGCUGCGACAACGGAGCUCUCACGGACAGAUUCGGCGUCUUGAUCCAGGGACUGCUGGCUAUCGUUGCCUUUAGUACUCUGAUGUUGAAAAGGUUCCGAGAGCCUGCAGGGAUCAGACGACCUUGGAGAAUAUGGUUUUAUGACACAUCAAAGCAGGCCAUCGGUGCUCUUUUCAUCCACUUUGCCAACGUCUUCCUGUCCACGCUCACUGAAGAAGACCCAUGCUCCCUGUAUCUGAUGAACUUCCUGCUGGAUGCCAUGCUGGGGAUGCUCGUCAUCUGGCUGGCUGUGAAGUUGGUAUCCAAACUGGUGGAGUACAAGCAGUGGACGCUGCUCAUGUUUGGAGAAUAUGGGGACCCUCCCCAGGCGGCAGCGUGGCUCGGACAGUGCGGCAUCUACCUGCUCAUCAUGGUGCUGGAGAAAGGUGUAAUCAGUCUCGUGCUGCUCGUCCCUGGCUGGUCCAAACUGCAGGAGGUGUUGCUGGGCUACAUCGCUGACCCUCAGCUGGAGCUGGUGCUGGUCAUGCUCAUCGUGCCUUUUAUAGUGAACUCCAUCAUGUUCUGGGUGGUGGACAGCCUGAUGAUGAGGAAGUACAAAACGAUGAAGAGCCUGGACGACUCGUGUGACGUGAAGAAUGCUGACGAGCUGUCCUGGGCCAACAGUGAGGAGUCACGGGUGUUGCUGAGUGUGGAGACGGACACAGACGAGGCUUCGGAGGGGGAGGAAGACACCGGCGAUGGCGGACCUUUUCUUCAUGUGCAGUAUUCUGGAGGACCACUGAGGCCCAGCUGGGUGGUGGUGUAAACCCAGGUGAUGCUAUCCACACACAACACACUCUUAAGAGCCUAAAUAUGAGCAAACCCAAAACAAACCUUGCUUCCUUAACUCCUCAAAGCUCUAAAUAUCAGCUUCCAUGUACGCAUAGGCACAAUUAAAGGUCUUAUAACUUGUGAAUGUGAAGCCUCAGCUGCCUUCCUCUGCAAUGAGCUUUACUCAGUAUAGGCAUGUACAUCCAAUAGCAUUUUUUGGAAGCUCUUCAUCCUCUCACCUUGCUGCCUCUGUUUGCUGCAAGGAACAUCUGACAAACCACAACUGAGCGUGUGUGGAGAGAGAUUAUUAAGGAGGGCAGCGCCAAGGGGCUGAAUGUGCGGGUGGUAAUGACAAAGACUGAAAUAAAUCUGUCUUCACUCCACACCGGGGACUUUUGGGAAUGAUGUUGCUCUAAAGAGAGUCAUCUAUCGUCGAUCAUAUUCCAAAGAGGAGCAAUUAAGCAACGUAUUCAUAUAUAAGCAUUCACUCUGUCAAAUAUAAUCACUUUAAAUCCACCUUUUUAAUUAAGGCAUGAUUAUAGCCAUUCCGGCGAGGUCUCCCUCUGGCUGUUUACUUUAGGUUUGAAAGGUGGUUAAUAGUUUUAUCAUGUGAUCAUAUGGGUGCUGCAAUCAUGACGGACCAAAUAUGUUGAAAGCAAGGAUUUUUAUGGAAAAACGUGAAGCUUUUUGCAACAGGUUGCUUUUAAAGAAAUUAAUAUAUCUGGAAAGAAAUGUAAUCCUCUUUAGAAGUUUCAAAGGGCCAGAUCACACUAUGUGCAAUUAUGUUCAUAUUCGUUGAGCACUUGUAGUUGUACUUAAUGUGUAUUCGGGCCACUGUUUUACUGGGGAAAAUCCUUGAUAUUUCUUUUAGAUUAAUGUUGGAGAAUUUUGACAAAAAGCAAAAAGUCCCAAUUUGACAAGGAAACAUUGCAAUUAUAAAGUCAUAACUGCAUGAGACAAAUUGUGGAGAAAAUCCUUCUGAAUGUCAUAUUCCAAUGUCAGUUCCCUGAAUGUGUGCUUGAGUCUCCCAAAGUGUUAGUUGGGCCUUCUGGGAAAUGCAGUUCUUUGCUGUCUUUCCAAUAUGUUGAGAAGAACAUUAUCACUCUCAUGUCUGUAAUCAAAAUAUGAAGCUGCAGCUGAUUAGCUUAGCUUAGCAUAACAACUGGAAACAGGCGGAAACAGCUAGCCUGUCUCUGUCCAAAGAUAACAAAAUGCAUCUACAGCUCUUAAAUUAGCACAACGUUUUAUGUAUCUGUACAGUUUCACAAAGGGUUACAUGGGGGACUAUCUCUGUCUUCUGAACUUGCUACCGUUGUACAGAAACAGUCUAGCUGUUUUCCACUGUUUCCAAUCUUUAUGCUAAUCUAACAAACGUCUGGCCGUCACGUCAUAUUUAACUGACAGAUAUGCCAUAAAGAUGGUAUCAGUCUUUGGCAAGAAUGACUGUAUGCAUAUUUCUUUAGAAAACAACUUUUUUUAAAUUUCCAUUUUUGUAUUAAAUCAAUCUUACUGUUUCUAAACAUUUCCAACUCCUUUCAAAGUAUUCAGACGUUAUUGUUGAAAUGUCAGAUUUCUUCUGCAUUAAGAAUUGCCCUACUGAUGCUCAGUGGGAUCAUACUGUAGCUGUGUAUCAAACUUUGCAAAUUAUUGCACAUUUAUUAUAUUUAUUCCGUUUAUAUCUUUUAUGUAUUUUACAGUAAAUUGUGGUUCAACAUGUGAUAACAACAUUGGAUGUUUUUUAGUGAUUAUCAGGAAUGGUAGAAUUUUGAAAGGGGGAAAACAAAUUCUCCUGAACACAUAUACUGUAUGUCCUAAUAGCCAAAGAUUUGAUAUACUUUGGCUGUAUCUUUUAUUUUGUAUUCCCUUGUACCUUGUGUAUGUUUUUUAAUAAACCAAAUGAUGAACAUCUGUAUGAAAAGGCACGCCCUGUCAUUAACAGAAAGUGCCGAAUGAAUCUCUUUAAUCUGCACUGUGAAUAAAGACGAUUGACACAUGA
Molecule: messenger RNA, 3164 nt
Organism: Eleginops maclovinus (Patagonian blennie)
Lineage: Eukaryota; Metazoa; Chordata; Actinopteri; Perciformes; Eleginopidae
Gene: tmem110l
Product: transmembrane protein 110, like
Exons: 8
Coding region: 255-1163 (302 amino acids)
Cellular component (GO): membrane
Source: RefSeq, a predicted model, not a curated record